AUCAUUACUACAACCACAAUUGUGAUCCACACCAAACCACAUUCACGUAUAUUGCACUCUCACCUUUUUAAGCUAAGAAUAUGUCUCAAAUCCAGAGGUUCGGACCAUACGGUGACCAAGAGGCCGUAGAAAACUUUUCGUUGAAACUCGAAGGAUCUGAUCGAAUCAAAGAAGUAAUUGUUAGGGCAGGAUUCGUUGUGGAUGCAAUCGGUCUCACCAUUACUAGCGCCAAUGGGGAUUCUGAAACUACCAUGUUUGGUGGCAAUGGCGGACUUGAAAACAAGAUUAAGCUCCAAAUUGGUGAAUACAUAACUGGAAUAAGUGGGAUUGCUAAGGAUUCCUUCAUAUCCCAAAUGAGGAUCCAUACUACUUUGCAUCCUCGUGGACACGGGCCAUAUGGAAACAAUCAACUUAAUGGCGGUUGCGAAUUCAAAUCUCCAAUGCCAUUAGCUCAAAAUGAUCGUUUUGUUGGAUUAUUUGGAACCGCUCAUGAGAACCUAGUUUCCGUUGGACUCUAUGUUGAAAAGGGAUGCCAAUGUUGAAGACUUGAAGUUUGAGGCAGUUGUGGAGGCUGCCAUAUAAUGUGUUCUCUCUCUUUUUAAGUUUGUGUUGCAUUAAAUAAGCCACAUGCCUCGAUCUAAGUGGCAAGUCAAGUGAUCAAUGUAAUUGUAAACUUGACAUAGUGUAUUAUAUUCAUCUAUGUUCGACUCUUGUUUGAUCAAUAUAAUAUAUUUACUUUCUACCUAA
Molecule: messenger RNA, 747 nt
Organism: Chenopodium quinoa (quinoa)
Lineage: Eukaryota; Viridiplantae; Streptophyta; Magnoliopsida; Caryophyllales; Amaranthaceae
Product: protein GOS9-like
Exons: 4
Coding region: 81-542 (153 amino acids)
Source: RefSeq, a predicted model, not a curated record